UCUCCUCUGCUCUGCUGUGCUCCCUGAAAAGCCCUCUCUCUCCUCUCCGCCACUGCAAUGAGUUUUCGCUAGUCGCUUUCUCCAACUCUUACAAAUAUAUACGCAUACGAACCCCCUCUUGCUCCCUCUCUCUCUAUAUUUCUCUCUGUGUUUCUCUCUCUUAAUUAAUAUUGCAAAGCAAUUCGGUCUGGAUAUUAUAAAAAACCCCUUUUGUGUUCAGUGAACGGACCUUUGCGCUUCAUUUUCCUCUACCUCUCUCUUUCUGCGUUUUCUCCCAUUUUCGGGUUUUGGGUUCUGCUUGGAGCCGAAAACCCAUAUACGGUUCGCUUCUCUUUUGUUCAAUCUCAGCUUAACGAAGCAGGAAUCGCCUCCUCUGUUUUUCUUUCUUGAGAUGGCUGAGAGUUUCGACGACGCCGAGUUUUGGCUUCCGCUGGAGUUUUUAACCGACGACGACGUGCUCAUCGACGUUAAGAAUAGCAAGACUAAGAACUACAAAGAUGGGGUUGCGUUUGGGUCUGAAGCAGACGGUUAUACCAGGUCUCUGUUUCCAUACGAGUUCUCCUGUGGCUUUGGCUCACUUGGGGUUCCGUCGGAUCUAAGUUCUCCGGUCGAGUCAGUGGUAGGUUCGAGCGAGACCGAGAGUGACGAGGAGGAAUACCUCGCUGGCUUGUCUCUUCAAAUGGCUCGUUCUACUUUGGAAGGUGGUUUUAAGAAUACUGCUUCUGAGAACGGAAAGCCAAGGACUAUGUCUGGUUCGCCUCAAUCAACCCUCUGCGCUGUUGGGAAUGGUUGCGGUUGCGGACAAGGGUCGAGCCGUGAAAGCCCAAAAGCUCAUUCACGAGUCUCCUCUCCUCCAGAGACAUGGGAUCUUUUGAACGCCGCCGCCGGUGAAGUCGCUAAGAUGAGGAUGAACGAAGAAGAGUACAUGUUCUACCAUAGCAGGGGACUCUUGGGUCCACCUACCAAGCCUUCUCCGGUGGCUAAUACUCCAAACCCUGAUAUCGGUUUCUAUCUCAACCAGUCCAUUUCUCAGAAGCAAUUGCAAGCCUCACAGUUUCAGCAACUUAGACAACAACAAAUGAUGAAGCAGCAGAGCUCUGCGAUAUGGGGAGCCAGUACUACUCAGACUAAGGUCCCCGGACGGUACCAGAUGAACCAGCCCCAACCAGUGGCAAUGAACAGAGCACGAAACAGUGAGUUCAUGGGGAGCACCAAAAACAACCGACCUCUAGGGUUGUCACCAUCUGCAUGGCCUCCACUACAGCAGGGUCAGAGCCAGCCAAAUGGGUCUGGAAUGAGAGCCGUCUUUCUUGGUAACCCGGCCGCAAAAAGAGAAAGCGUCGGUACCGGUGUCUUCUUGCCUCGUCAAGUUGGGACCCAACCUGAAACGCGUAGAAAGCCUGCUUGUUCCACAGUUUUGCUUCCAGCUAGGGUUGUCCAGGCCUUGAACUUGAACUUAGACGACAUGUGUGGCCAGCCCCAGCUUCAACCUCGCUACAAUGGAAGAUUUGGUCCUGAAACUGAUGUGUCGUUAAGGCUUCGAAGCAACAACAAUGUCGUUUCAUAUAAUCAUCAUCCGAAGCAACGCAACAUGAGGCCUCAACAGCUACCAGUAGUGAACCAUGAGAUUCGGCUGCCCCAAGACUGGACUUACUAGGGUUAAGACUAUCUACUUAUUUCGUUUUAUUUUGGGUUUAUUUUUAGGUUAUAAAGGGUAAGAAUGGAAAGAAAGAAACAGUAAAGGUUUAGGGAUAUAAUAUGUUAGUUUGCUAUAUAUAAUAUAUAGUACAGAGAAAAACAGGGGUCUCAAGAAAGAAAAGAAAAAAAAAUGAAAUGAAAAUAUUAUAUGAUGAAGAAAAAUGGUGACCAUAUUUUGUUCUUUUGGGUUAGGCGUAGGUGAUUAAUAAGAUGUCUUUACUUUUGAUUAGCACAGCCUUUUGGUCUCUUGGGUUUUUUUUUUUUUUUGGCUGUAAAAGGAAGAAGGUGGUGGAUUAUUAUUGUCCCUCUUUUGUUUUUGUAUUUGGGACAAUAUGAGAAGUUAGGGGUUUCUAUGUUAAUCACUCAGAUUAAGCUUUUUCAUUGUCAUAUACAAGUUUUUAAUUUUCAGUUCCCAACUUGUCCCAUCCACCUUGGCCAAUCAAAUAUUAUUCAAGUAAUAAAUAAAAUGAUUACAUUUUCAA
Molecule: messenger RNA, 2180 nt
Organism: Humulus lupulus (European hop)
Lineage: Eukaryota; Viridiplantae; Streptophyta; Magnoliopsida; Rosales; Cannabaceae
Exons: 5
Coding region: 392-1657 (421 amino acids)
Source: RefSeq, a predicted model, not a curated record